AUGAAUACAUUAGACAAGGACAACUGUGGUGCUAAUAUACAAAACAAGUUGGGUUGCACACCCUUACAUAUAGCUGUAUUGUACAAUUAUACUGAAAUUGUAAGGUGUAUAUUGAACCAAAAUGAUUGUGGUGUGAAUUUACAAAACAGGUUGGGUUAUACACCCUUACACAUAGCUGUGUUGCAUAAUAAUGUAGAAAUUGUAAAGUGUUUAGUCCGCGGGGCUGACUGUGGUAACAAUAUUCAAAACAAAAGAGGUGAUACGCCAUUACAUGUUGCAGUAUCGCAUAAUAAUAUAGAAACUGUGAAGUGCUUAAUCAGGCAGAAGAACUGUGGUGACAAUAUAAAAAACAAAAGAGGUCAUACACCGUUACAUUUAGCAGUUGUGAAUAACAAUAUAGAAAUUACUUUACUCAUUCUUGAUGCAGACGUCAAUGUUAAGGAUAAAUGUGGGAAAACAGUUUUAAUGUUGGCUUGUAUGAAAAAAGAUAGAAAAUUGUUAGAAACACUUAUAAUAUGUGGAGCUGAUGUGAAUAUUGUCGACAGCCAUGGUCGAUCUGCUCUA
Molecule: messenger RNA, 564 nt
Organism: Lottia gigantea (owl limpet)
Lineage: Eukaryota; Metazoa; Mollusca; Gastropoda; Lottiidae
Exons: 2
Molecular function (GO): protein binding
Source: RefSeq, a predicted model, not a curated record